CAGUUGAGAAAACAGUUGACCGCAAAAAACAAAAGGAAACACAGAAAUGUAAACACACCUGAAAAAAAGAUGGGGCACUUUUGCUUCAGGCAAAACUAAACACAAUGAGCAGAAACAGGUCAUACUUGGUCCCGCAAGUGUAACUGGUUCCUCCUGACAGCAUCUGGCUAGUAAAUAACUGGUUCAGGAUUGAUUCUCAUCUUUCUUCCCUCUACGUCUCGCCUUGGAUACACAUUAGUUUGUUCUUUUUCCAUAUCGCAGUUCUCUGUUGACUCUACUGAAAACAUCAAGUCGACUCUGUUUCAUCUCAACAAAGCAAGCUAUUCUGUCACACUUCUGGUCACAUUCUCCAGUGGUCAAAGCAUACGUAAUCAAAGAUGUGAGCAGGGCGACACGAUCUUAAUGCAGCACAUUAAAUCCUCCAUGAUGUGUGUGUAUUCCUGUGCGUUGAGCAGGGUUGGGAGUGUGUUCACCCAGGCCUCCCACAACCCAGAAGGGCAUGCACGUGUCGACUGGUAUAACAACGUCCAUGUGUCCACAUCUGUCUGUGUGUGCUGGUGUAGAAAAAGAGUGUUUUGUCCCUGUGACAUCACUGCACAACUCUCCCUACACUCCACACACACACACACACACACACACACACACACACACACACACACACACACACACACACACACACACACACAGGACUCCCAGACCAACCAGCAGCCAUUAGAUCUCUUGCCUUUGCUUUGUUUAGACAGUUUGUCUACAGGCAAUGAACUCACACUCAGGAGCUCAGUGUUGACACGGAGCAAACAACCACAGAUUAUUUCAUCUGCUGAGGAGGAUGUUGUGUGCAUCAGGCGACAAAAACAACAGCAUUUUUCUGGAGCACCAGCACACAGAGCGGACAACUGUUCCGAUAACAUAAAUGCUGCCCGAGUCCUCUCCAGGAACUACUCAUACCGUCAAAAUGCUGGCCAUUCUGGAGCAAUGGAACGUGGAGUCUGGCUGUUACAUGGACAACACUGCGAGGUAUCUGUUAAUGAUGCUUUUCAAGUUGGGCCUGGACGCAGCAGUCCAUUUCUUAUGCUGCCGGAAGCUGUAUAGCUCCAUUCUAAGCAUGUGCAGCCUGUCCAUUGUCCUGGCUGACUCUGUGGUGGCGUUUUCUUUGGCAACCAUGUGUUUUCUUGGGGCUGAAGCGUCUCCUAUGUCACCCUGCUCCCUCUUGGCUCAUGCCUCGGCGACAUAUGGAGCAGUGCCGCUGCCUAUGAUGUUCCUUGGUUUAUUGGACUACUGUUUAGAAGAUACCCACUUCUGCAAACAGAGGGCCUUCUGCAGAUGCCUGAGAAACGCCGUUUUGAUAUUGCUGAUAUGGCUGGUAGCUGUCGCCUUCUCCUUCUGUUCUGUCAACACUGAGCCGAUGGAACUGGAGUAUUCGACGCAUGUAACGGCUCUAGUUUGUGAAGUAGAGGAGUCUCCACUGAUUAGCUGCUUCACUUUGCUGCUUUUCACAGCAGUGAUUUGUGCCAUGCUGCCCUUUUGGUCAAGUAUUCUCAAGUGGCAAGAGGAGGCAGACAGGUUAUCUGAAGCGAGGGAAGAACAAGAGAACCCCAAAAGCGACUUUUUGUUCGUCUCAACCAACUGCGCCACAGAGGCAGAAAGCAGCCAGGAGACUCAUCUGGAGGAGAUCAACAGGCCAAGACCACCUCUGUGGCUCAGUCUAACGCUGGGCUUUGCCAUGUUUUGGAUGCCUUAUCUAUUCAUAUCUGUGCUCUGCCUGGUCUUAGGCUUCGGAGUACCUGCCUACAUCACUGUUAACGUUCUGUGGAUGGAGUGCACCAACAGUUUACUGAUGGGCGUGGUGUUCUGGGCCAAGAGCAGCACCCUAGGGCCGUACGACCAUCUACCAGAAAACGUGUGCUUGUGGCAUGUUUACUGGCAUUUGAGCAAAGGAACAGGGCAGCGGCAGCUCCCGGUGGCUGUGUUCAACCCAUCAAAAGUGAAGAGAACCACUCUCUUCUACGUGUGACACAAGAAAGCAAGAGAGACUCCACAUCAUCUCUGCAGCAAAGCCUCGCCAACCGUCCGCACUAGAUGUUCACACAGAACCAAGCAGCUCCAGCGUAAAGCCACACCAGUGUGUCAAUUCACACUGCACGCUGGUGCUGCGGAUCCAAAAGAGGCAUGAUGGUACACGUCAUGACGUUGACAUCUGUGUUUUGUUUUUUUCAAGGUGUUUCUAACUGACUAUUUAUAAUCAUACCGAUGCUGUUAUAAUGUGUUGUGAUUGAGCUCCUGACCCGCCGAACAUCCUGGAAAGUGACAAAGCUCUAAAUUUCAUCAUGUUGACUUCAGUAAACAGGAGGCUGUCUGACUGUCUCACUCACAGGAGGGAUGCCGUUUCCAGGGGGGGAAGUUCACUGAAGUGUCGGUCGGGAGGGCUGACCAUCGCAGUGAUUUUUUUCAAGAAAGUAACUACAAUAACACAAUAGUUGAGGGAGACAAACACGUGGCAAGUUAAAGUUUUUUGUUUCGUUUUGUUUUUUUUCAGGACAAAAUGUGACAAAGAGUUGGUAAGACAGACGGGACGACAGACAUUUUCCAUGUAUAACUGUGGAUUUUCUUUCCUCAUAUGAGUUGCCAAACACACUACUAGUUACCACAUUACUGCUGUUUGGUCCUGUGACAUUGCUUUGCGAGUCAAUUCUCUUUUAUUUGAUGUGUAAAGAAUCUGUUUAGCUGUCAGACUGUGAACACCAUCAGAUCGACACGCCCCCGCUCCACACGUCCAGCUUAUCUGUUCACAAAGGCGUCAGAAGUUCUGACCCAAAGUGUUGAUGAAAGCUGUGGAAUGAAGCGAAGCUUUGUAAACAUUUGUAGAAAUCACAGUACAUUAACUAUUUUCUAUUUUCUACUUGUUUGUCAUAAAGAAAUUUAAAAUGAUCAUUUUAGACUUACUAUGAGGAUGCAUGGCUAUCUGGUAUGGCUUUCAAAGUGCUUCUUCAAAAAAAAAAAAAA
This is a messenger RNA of Acanthopagrus latus (yellowfin seabream), 3003 nucleotides long. RefSeq names its product probable G-protein coupled receptor 160. NCBI's taxonomy places the organism in Eukaryota, Metazoa, Chordata, Actinopteri, Spariformes, Sparidae. The record is from RefSeq and is a predicted model, not a curated record. The coding region runs from base 914 to 2014 and encodes 366 amino acids. The transcript is spliced from 2 exons. Gene Ontology annotation, cellular component: plasma membrane; signaling receptor complex.